Colletotrichum graminicola M1.001 is the source of this 915-nucleotide messenger RNA. RefSeq names its product fatty acid hydroxylase superfamily protein. The transcript is spliced from 3 exons. The coding region runs from base 1 to 915 and encodes 304 amino acids. The record is from RefSeq and is a predicted model, not a curated record. Gene Ontology annotation, biological process: ergosterol biosynthetic process. Gene Ontology annotation, molecular function: iron ion binding; C-4 methylsterol oxidase activity. Lineage: Eukaryota; Fungi; Ascomycota; Sordariomycetes; Glomerellales; Glomerellaceae.
AUGGCGUCCUGGAACUCGACUGUCGUGUUCCCCAACCACACCUCCACCCAGGACUAUUUCGGCGUGCUCGACGACGUCAGCAAGUACAAUGUCCAGCUCAACAUCCUCGAGCGCCUCUGGGCGGCAUGGUAUGUGUGGAUGCAGAACGACAUCCUCGCCACAGGCAUCAUGACCUUUGUCAUGCACGAGGUCGUUUACUUUGGCCGCAGUCUGCCAUGGAUCAUCAUCGACGCGAUCCCCUAUUUCCGCAGAUGGAAGAUCCAAAAGCAAAAAAUCCCAACCUGGAAAGAGCAGUUCGAAUGCGGCGCCCUCGUCCUCUUCAGCCACUUCACCGUCGAGCUCCCGCAGAUCUGGCUCUUCCAUCCCAUCGCCACCUGGUGCGGCCUCGACUACGGCGUGCCCUUCCCGCCCUGGUGGAAGACGGCCUACCAAAUCGCCAUCUUCUUCGUCCUUGAGGACACCUGGCACUACUGGGUGCACCGCGGCGCCCACUGGCCCCCGAUCUACAAGGCCGUCCACAAGCUGCACCACUACUACUCGGCGCCCUUUGGCAUGACGGCCGAGUACGCCUCUCCGAUCGAGGUCAUGUUCCUCGGCCUCGGCACCAUCGGGUCCCCCGUACUCUGGGUCCUCAUCACCAAGGAAUUGCACCUGUUCACCAUGUACUUGUGGAUAAUCUUGCGCCUGUUCCAAGCCAUCGACAGCCACUCCGGCUACGACUUCCCCUGGUCCCUGAGGCAUGUCCUCCCCUUCUGGGCCGGCGCCGAGCACCACGACGUGCACCACGAGAAGUUCAUCGGUAACUAUGCCUCGAGCUUCCGGUGGUGGGACUACAUCAUGGACACCGAGGCCGGUGCCGAGGCCCACCAACGCAGGCGCGAGAAGAGGUUGGCCAAGGCCAAGAAGGCCCAGUAG